Molecule: messenger RNA, 1969 nt
Organism: Chrysochloris asiatica (Cape golden mole)
Lineage: Eukaryota; Metazoa; Chordata; Mammalia; Afrosoricida; Chrysochloridae
Gene: TRAF7
Product: TNF receptor-associated factor 7, E3 ubiquitin protein ligase
Exons: 20
Coding region: 92-1969 (625 amino acids)
Biological process (GO): Notch signaling pathway; ribosomal large subunit assembly
Cellular component (GO): nucleolus
Molecular function (GO): zinc ion binding; protein binding
Source: RefSeq, a predicted model, not a curated record
AUGGAAACGACCUUCGGGCCCGCCUUUUCCGCUGUUACUACCAUCACCAAAGCCGACGGCACCAGCACCUACAAACAACACCGAGGACAGCAUGCCCCCCAUCAGCACGCCACGCCGCUCAGACUCGGCCAUCUCUGUCCGCUCUCUGCACUCCGAAUCUAGCAUGUCCCUGCGCUCCACUUUCUCACUGCCUGAGGAGGAGGAGGAGCCGGAACCCCUCGUAUUUGCUGAGCAGCCUUCGGUGAAACUCAGUUGCCAGUUGUGCUGCUGUGUGUUCAAAGAUCCCGUGAUCACCACGUGCGGGCACACCUUCUGUAGAAGAUGCGCCCUCAAGUCAGAGAAGUGUCCUGUGGACAACGCCAAGCUGACGGUGGUCGUGAGCAACAUUGCUGUGGCCGAGCAGAUUGGGGAGCUCUUCGUCCAUUGUAGACACGGCUGCCGGCCGGUGGGCAGUGGGAAACCCAGCACUUUCGAGGUGGACCCCCGAGGCUGCCCCUUCACCAUCAAGCUCAGUGCCCGAAAGGAGCACGAGAGCACCUGUGAGUACCGGCCUGUACGGUGCCCCAAUAACCCCAACUGCCCGCCCCUCCUCAAGAUGCACCUGGAGGCUCACCUGAAGGCAUGCGAACACAUCAAGUGCCCACACUCCAAGUACGGGUGUACGUUCAUCGGGAACCAGGACACGUAUGAGACUCACCUGGAGACGUGCCGCUUCGAAGGCCUGAAGGAGUUCCUGCAGCAGACAGACGACCGCUUCCAUGAACUGCAGGUGGCCCUGGCCCAGAAGGACCAAGAGAUCGCCUUCCUGCGCUCCAUGUUGGGCAAGCUCUCGGAGAAGAUCGACCAGCUGGAAAAAAGCCUGGAGCUUAAGUUUGACGUCCUGGACGAGAACCAGAGCAAGCUAAGUGAGGAUCUGAUGGAGUUCCGGCGGGAUGCCUCCAUGCUGAACGAUGAAUUGUCACACAUCAAUGCUCGGCUGAACAUGGGCAUUCUGGGAUCCUAUGACCCUCAGCAGAUCUUCAAGUGCAAGGGGACCUUUGUGGGGCACCAGGGUCCUGUGUGGUGUCUCUGCGUCUACUCCAUGGGUGACCUGCUCUUCAGCGGCUCCUCUGACAAGACCAUCAAGGUGUGGGACACGUGCACUACGUACAAAUGCCAGAAAACUCUGGAAGGUCAUGAUGGCAUUGUAUUGGCCCUCUGCAUCCAGGGGUGUAAGCUGUAUAGUGGCUCUGCAGACUGCACCAUCAUUGUGUGGGAUAUCCAGAACCUGCAGAAAGUGAACACCAUCCGGGCCCACGACAACCCAGUGUGCACUCUGGUCUCCUCUCACAACAUGCUUUUCAGUGGCUCCCUGAAGGCCAUCAAGGUCUGGGACAUUGUGGGCACCGAGCUGAAGCUGAAGAAGGAGCUGACAGGCCUGAACCACUGGGUGCGGGCCCUGGUGGCUGCCCAGAGCUACCUGUACAGUGGCUCCUACCAGACAAUCAAGAUCUGGGACAUCCGGACCCUAGACUGCAUUCACGUGCUGCAGACGUCCGGAGGCAGCGUCUACUCGAUUGCUGUGACAAGCCACCACAUUGUCUGCGGCACCUACGAGAACCUCAUCCACGUAUGGGACAUUGAAUCCAAGGAGCAGGUUCGGACCCUGACGGGCCACGUGGGCACCGUGUAUGCCUUGGCGGUCAUCUCAACUCCAGACCAGACCAAAGUCUUCAGCGCCUCCUAUGACCGGUCCCUCAGGGUGUGGAGCAUGGAUAACAUGAUCUGCACACAGACCCUGCUGCGGCAUCAGGGCAGCGUGACAGCGUUGGCCGUGUCCCGGGGCCGCCUUUUCUCUGGCGCUGUGGAUAGUACCGUGAAGGUCAGUGCUGCAGGAAUUGGAGCUGCCCACGGUGUGGACCUGCUAACAGAGAGCGUGGGUCGGGCCUUGGCUCCUCUGGUCCUGUCAGCCAGCUGGCCGAAUAGGUGA